This is a messenger RNA of Centropristis striata (black sea bass), 1750 nucleotides long. It is a transcript of the gene shq1, whose product is annotated as SHQ1, H/ACA ribonucleoprotein assembly factor. The coding region runs from base 150 to 1682 and encodes 510 amino acids. Gene Ontology annotation, biological process: box H/ACA snoRNP assembly. Gene Ontology annotation, cellular component: nucleoplasm; cytoplasm. The transcript is spliced from 12 exons. The record is from RefSeq and is a predicted model, not a curated record. NCBI's taxonomy places the organism in Eukaryota, Metazoa, Chordata, Actinopteri, Perciformes, Serranidae.
AAAAGCAGUCAUUUUAAUUUCUUUCAAAUUGAUUUUAUUUUUUUAAAUGCCAGUUUACACUUGGUAUUACGGUAAAACAUGGUCGCUACUACAUGUGAGAGCUGCUAGUGGAGCUUGUUGGGAUAACUCUGUGUUUCUCUGGAUUCAUAAUGAUCACUCCUGCGUUUGACCUGAGCCAAGACCCAGAGUACCUGAUCCUCUGCCUCCGUGUGCCUUACACCAGAACAUCAGAGUUUGAUCUUUACAUUGAUGGGACUGAUUUCAAGUUCUUUGCCAAGCCCUACUUUCUCAGAUUAUCUCUUCCUGGAAGAAUAGUGGAGGAUGGGAGAGAAAAGGCCACAUUUGACAUUGAUAAAGGUCUCUUCACUGUUCGGGUCCCUAAAGAAACAGCUGGAGAGCACUUUGAGGGACUUCAGAUGCUGACGAGUCUCCUCGCCCCGCAAGGCUCACGUUCAGCAAAACCCCUGAUAGAGGACAUAAGCACAGACUGCAGUGAAGGUGCUGGAGAUGAUGGAGAUGAAGAUGAGGAAGAAUUCGACUGGCAGGUGGAGCAGGAGGUGUACAGGGAGAGCUCUGAGGAGGAGCUGAGAGCGCAGCAGAAAUACGGCUUUGGCAAUCAGAGGUCCGGAGUGUUUGCAAGAUUACAGGAGGAACUGAGCGACGUGAUCGACGUCAAGAACCCAGAAGGAACGACGGCAGCAGAGAGGAGGCAGGCUCGGCUGGACGCAGAGGGCUCUGCUUUUUCUUCUGACCAUUACCUGGCUGACUUAUUUGAGGAUGAUGAGAUAAAGGGGCUGCUGAAGUUCAGGCCAUGGUGGACAGAGCUGAGUCCUUCAACAGAGCAGGAGGGAAAAGCUGCUGUGUCAUUUACCAAUGAUGAGAAGGAGCAGCUGAGAAAAUUCACCAACCGCUCGUAUCUCUUGGACAAGACGUCCCGUUACCAAGUGUGGCUCAGCCUCGUGGACCUCCUGCUGGCUUAUUCCUAUGAAGUGCGCUCCACAGAGGGAGAGCAUAACGUGGAGUCACCAUGGACAAUCAGAAAACUCAGCGGGACUCUCUGCUGGCUUGAGACGUACGGCUCCUUGCAGGAUGUCCUGGUGUCAUUUGGACGGAGGGUUUUGUGCUACCCACUCCACAGACACUUUUCCAUGGUUUCGGCAGCUGUUCGUGACACAACUAGGAUUUUGCAAUCAGGGAAAGCCUGUGUCCUCAAAUGCCUGCUGGAUAUUCACAAAGUGUUCCGAGAGAACGAGCCGGCCUACAUCCUGAACGAUCUGUACAUCACAGACUACUGCAUCUGGAUCCAGAGGGUCAAGUCCAAGAAGGUAUCAGACUUGGCCGUGACGUUGCAAAAAGCCUCCCUGCAGAAAAAAGACUUGGAGCUGGAACUUGAGGAGCUGGAGGAGGCAGCGACGCUGGUGGCGGAGGAAGCAGGGAGCUGCCGACUGCGCUCCGAUAUCCCACAUGGCAGCAGCAGCAGCAGCAGCAGCGACUCAUCCGAUGAGAGUGAGGAAUCUGAGGCUGAAGAGCAAUGCUGCACUGAAUCCAACGAGAAAGCAGGAGGAGGAGCAGCAGCAGCAGGAGGAGGAGGAGGAGGAGAGAUGUCUAAGGACAACCCUCAACAGCACCAACCCACCUCGGCUGACUCCCUGAAAAAUUUCAGUGCUUUAACCCUCGUCUAAAAAUAAUUCUAUUUUCUGAAUUUAUGAACUUGCUGAGCCUCAUUGAAAUCCUUUUUUCAUAGUAAUGA